Ectocarpus sp. CCAP 1310/34 is the source of this 4644-nucleotide messenger RNA. The record is from the annotation of a GenBank genome assembly. Lineage: Eukaryota; Phaeophyceae; Ectocarpales; Ectocarpaceae.
AUGGUGCUGCUCACGUACUCGGGAGGAAGAGGACGAGGCGGAGAGGCCGCCGCCGCGGGGAGGGGAGGGCGCACGCUCCCCGCGUCCCGGGGCCGGGGCCGAGGCAGAAGCAUGUCCUGGAAAAGGACCCCUGCUUCUCCCGUUCCGCCAGAUAGACUUGCUCCUGGUGCUGGCUCUCAUGUUCCUGGUGCUGCCUCCCCUUCUCCGGUACCAGGCGUAGCUCCACGAGUCGGAGGGAAUCGGGUCUGGGUCAAUGCGGAAGCCGGAGGGCCAAGCAACGGUCCUAGCAGCGCGACCCGCCAAACCACACCGACUCUGGCGAGAGGCAGUGCGGCCCAGGCCGUCAUCAGUACAAAGUACAAGGCGGGCAAUCGCAACCGAGUGUGGACCAACAGCAGCACUGCUGCUCAAAUCGCCGGUACCAGCAAUGUCGCUACGAAGAAACCUGUGGGGCGACCCCCGCCCCCAAGCACGCACGUCGCAGCGUACCGAGGUGGAGCAUCGGCCGCGCAACCACGAAGGGGUCCCGGCCACAACCUCGUGUGGACGAAGGCGACACGAAGAGGGGAGGCAGCAGGAGGCCCCGCUCGGUCCGAUUCCCGUGGGGUCGCGCCAGCUAGCAGCGAAGGUAGUAACCAGACCAGCAGCACCGCGAGGACGUGGAAGGAACAGUCACUGUCAGCCUGGGCUACAGCAGUCAGCAUUAGAAACGCGCAUUCGUCGGUGGCCGGAGGAGCGGCGGCUUCAUCGAGAGUUACCCCGUCUCCGCUGGCCGCUGCUGUGUCGAAAGCUCCCGCCGCCGCCGCCACCGCAGUGAGACCGAAGCCCGCGGCCGCCGCUCCGCCGUCUUCUCCGACAAAACCAGUCGCGAGAUAUUCGGGUUCGGCCGUUGGGCGGAGUUCUGCAACGAUCGCUGCCGUUGUGGCUGCCCUGGUCCCUUCUGCAUCGGCCGUCGCUGUGUCGGAAGCUCCCGCCGCUCUGCCGUCAUCCCCGACGAAACCAGUCGCGAGAUACUCGUGUUCGGCCGCUGGGCGGAGUUCUGCAACGGUCGCUGUUGCGGCCCCGUCAGGGGCGUCGCCCGCCCCUGUGACGACGUCAAAGCCGCUCGUCGCGCGGUACUCGGGGUCGGCAGCCUCCCAACAGCGUCGAGCCACCGCCGCCGCCGCCGCCGCUGCCGUCGUCGCGACGCGUGCCGGGAAAGGUCCGCCGUCGAGACAAACCGGUGGGCAGCAAGUCGCGCGGUACUCGGGGGGCGCGGCAGCGCGAGGCGGUGCUCAUGGCAGCAAGAGCAAGGCCUUCGGGAGGGGGGGCGAGGCUGGCAGGACGUUCGGGCGCGCCGGCAGGGACAUGGUUGCCUGGAGCGUCCGGGGAAGGACUGGAACAGGCGCCGGCGCUAGGGGCCGAUACAAGUCGCCGCGAGGCCUGCUUGCCUCACAGGGGGGGUGGGGAGCGUGGUAUUUCAACGGUAGAGGCUGGGGGCGAGCGCACUCUGGUCAUUCAGCAUGGGUACCGGCGACGGCGCGCUUCGGGGCGUAUCGUACUUCGCCAUGGGUGGCAGGCCAGUGGGUUCAUCCGUGGGCCGGCUUGAGGGGGCGGGGAAGGGGGCGUGGGCGUGGGCGUGGGCGUGGGCGGGGCUUGUAUUCCUCGGCGGCUGGCCGUUCGCGAAAAGCACCCCGGAGCAAGCACGUGCGGUUUAAAAACAGGACCCUUAUUCGCGCCCGCAGCCUUCUACCGCAGCAACGCGGCGCGGCGAUGACAACGGCAGCGACAAUACUGGGUGCGGUUGCUCGACGCGCCUCUUUCGGCGCGACAAGCCGUUUCGCAGGAUUGGGGGGUACCGCAGCUUCGUCUACGAACUUCGUCCGUGGCGGGAAGCACGGCAUGGCCAUCCGACGUGUCGACAGCUCUGCCCUUGCGGCCCGCAGGGCCGCCGCCGCCGCAGCCUCGACCCCGGCUGCCAAGAGGCUCAAGAUGUCGAUCGACAGAACAACCAGUAGCGCACAGGAGAAGCCAGCUCGGGCGACUGGAGACGGAAACGCUCCUUCGAAAAUAUUUCCGCUUGCGGUGCGGGCGAAGGCCAGCGCGGUGGCGAAGAGCGGCGUCGCGGCGACGCCGGCGGCCGCCCGGCGGAAAGCGGCUCUGCUGGGCAAGGCGGCCGCUCGCGCGCGAAGCGUGACGUCGAGGAGGGCGGCGGCAGUGGUUGCCGGCGCCCGCGCCAAGCGGACCCGCCUGCAGGUCGUCCGCAACAUGACGCUGUACCGCGGGAAGGGGCAGGUGGCCGUAGUCGGCACCGGCAAGGAGGCGGCGUCGGCUGCUGCUGCCAAGAGGAAGAGCAACAACAAGACGGGCGAGCCGUGCCUCUUCUUCUGCAGGUUCGGCAAGUGCUCCAGGUCGGACGAGGAGUGCCGCUACGUCCACGACAGGGCCAAGGUGGCGGUGUGCCGCGCGUUCCUGAGGAAGGGCGGGUGCGACAAGGGAGACAAGUGCCUGCUGACGCACGCCGUCCAGGCGGAGAAGAUGCCGGUCUGCAUCUACUUCGAGAAGGGAAUGUGCUUCACGCCGAACUGCCCGUACCUGCACGUGAAGGUCUCUCAGAACGCGGCGGUCUGCCCCAGAUUCUUGAAGGGUCAUUGUCCGGAUGGCACAGCCUGCAGGCUCAAGCACGAGCUCCCAGACCCCAGGAAACGGGCGAAGGAUGAUUCCGCUGGAGGCGACCAUGGCGACGGCGACGAAAAUACCACCCUCAAGAAGAAGACACGGACGACACCAUCGGCUUCGGAGACAGGCGCGGGAGAAGACGGUUCGGCUGCGGCUUCAGCGGCGUCCACGGCGACGGUCGACGGUGGCGGCGGCGUGGGUCCCUCCGAAGGUAGGUCAGGUAAGUCGGCGGUUUUGCCGCCAUCAAGCGCGGCGGCGGCGGCGGCGGCGGAGGCGGAGGCGGAGGUCGUCAAGGGUGGGGGAGGAGUGCGGGGGGAGAUUGCAGAGCCAGUGGCAAACGGCGGCGGGGGCCCCGCUGCUGCGACAACUGGGGGUGCGCGGGAGGGGGGUGGGCCUGUUCCCGGGGAGGUAGGGGGGAGACAGGGGACACGGGAGCCGCCGGCAGGUGUCGGGCAAGUACGCAAGGGGCCAGACGGGGAAGGCGAGGAUGAUGAUGAUGAUGAUGAUCUCAAGCCCAUCUUUCUCCGCAAGCGCAAGAAGAGAUAGUGGAGGGCGGCGAUCUCUUGUUCGUUUCUCGCUGGAAGCUUAAAGUAGCUGGCGCCGCACGUGGACGGCGACGAUGACAACCCGUCGGGAAGAAGCCGAAGUGUCGAUAGAGUGUGUGGUGAAGGAGGCAACGGCGGACGGCAGCGGGCGGGUGGGGAAUCUAAGUAUGGAGUUGCGGGGAGUCCGCGAGCGGUGUCGAUUUUGUUUGCUGUUGGUGUUGCCACACUCCAUGACCCUUGUGUACCUCGUAUCCCGUAAUCUUGACGCAAAAAGGGAUUGUUGUCGUGGUCACAGGAUAAUCCCAAGAGACAUAUGCUAGAGGCAGACCGUGAGAAAAUGUCUAGAAUCGUUCGUGAACAGCAGUUGAGGUUUUGUCGGUGUUGUAGCCUGCAAGAGGAGAUGCUCGGAGUUUGGGCAGACGCUGGUCUGCCAGGAUUUGUAGUGUAAGUAGAUAUGCGUCGGCAGAAUAACGAGAGAGCAGAGAGGAGCAGCGUUAUUUUUUCCGUGAUAGAAUGGGCAUGGAGUUUGGCAAGAAUUUGCGAGUCCUCUCUAAGCUUGCUUGGUCUGUAGCUUUGUGUUAUCUGUCUGUUGCCGGGAACGUUGCUGUUCUCUUUGGGCAUGUUUUGCAGUUCUGCGGCCACUACUUGAACAACACCAGUAGCGACGAAUGAUAAGAGGUGGCGGGAUCUCUGGCCAGUCUUUGUGUUACGUGUUGGUGUCUUUGGGCGUAGACACCCUUUGUUUUGUGGUCUUCGUGCUGGUGGAUGGUGUCAUCUCCUCGUAGGUAUGAUCUUGUCUUCGAUGCCUCUUUGUUCAGCAGCAGUGGUCGGCCAGUCAGUAUUGCGUGAAACUGCUGUUGCGUUUGCUAUUCUCAGCGAUGUACAUACUUGGUCUAGGAUGAAAGCGACGCGCUGCAGAGCUCGUUGUUAGUAAACCAUAAUCGACUUCGUAAGUCGCGAGGGAAGGGAUUGAUUGCUGUACCCUUCUCGCGAUAAAAAUACCUCAGGCAGGAACCGCAGGAGGGGGUCCAGCCCCCCCCUCCUAUGUGACCCCGGUCGGGUCGUCUAGCUAGUAGAAGUGGAGGAUAGGGGCCAGAGGGGCAGACGACAGAGUCCAAUGAUGGGAGAAAAAAAAAAAAAAACUUGUGUUGGCCUGAAUUUUUUCAGUGCCAUAUCGUAAACGUUGCUUGUGUGUAUUAUAGUGGAGUAAGUGCACCGCGCGAUAGGUGCAAAGCCCAUUAGUGUUUGGUUUUAUAUUGACGUAUGUCUAAACAAGACUGCCCCCCUAAGGGGUUCCUUGCUCCGUGUCAGGUUCAUCAUUCCAUGGGUGCAUCAUGGUGUACGCCUCCGCAGACCUUUUUCUCUUGCGUUUGUGGUCUUGUGGGCCGGAGUUUUGGGUGUGCAUCGACAGGGAGAAAUUUCCAACCUUUUUCAAGCUUGA